Molecule: messenger RNA, 467 nt
Organism: Melopsittacus undulatus (budgerigar)
Lineage: Eukaryota; Metazoa; Chordata; Aves; Psittaciformes; Psittaculidae
Product: UDP-glucose:glycoprotein glucosyltransferase 2-like
Exons: 3
Coding region: 24-287 (87 amino acids)
Cellular component (GO): endoplasmic reticulum
Molecular function (GO): UDP-glucose:glycoprotein glucosyltransferase activity
Source: RefSeq, a predicted model, not a curated record
UUGUGCAGGAUCUUCCCAAUAAUAUGAUUCAUCAAGUAGCUAUCAAGUCUCUCCCUCAGGAAUGGCUUUGGUGUGAAACCUGGUGUGAUGAUGAAUCCAAGAAGAAGGCUAAAACAAUAGACUUGUGCAACAAUCCCCAGACCAAAGAACCAAAAUUAAAGGCUGCUGCCCGCAUAGUUCCCGAGUGGGUUGACUACGACUCUGAGAUACGAGCAUUAAUAGAACAAAUUGGGAAGGAGAAGAAAAGUCGUUUAUUUCAAAAAGGUCUUAAACAUGAUGAACUUUAGCAGAGCCUUUACCCAGUAAUGGGGACAGCUCAAGCAGUCUUCUGUCAAAGACCAAGUGGAAGUUACAGAUGUUGCAUUGGCAUCAGUAUUUGUUACAUUCUGUAACAUGAAGUCAAAUAUUUUAUAACUUACAGUGUUAUCUAAAAAUGUUUUCAAGAAAAUACAAAACCAGAAGAGAAA